AUGCAAAUUUUUGUAAAAACUUUAACUGGUAAGACCAUUACCUUGGAGGUUGAAGGUUCUGACACUAUUGAAAAUGUCAAGACCAAGAUCCAAGACAAGGAAGGUAUUCCACCUGAUCAACAACGUCUCAUUUUUGCCGGUAAACAAUUGGAAGACGGCAGAACUUUGUCGGAUUACAACAUUCAAAAGGAAUCCACUCUCCAUCUUGUCCUCCGUCUCCGUGGUGGUAUGCAAAUCUUUGUCAAGACAUUGACCGGCAAGACCAUCACUCUUGAAGUCGAGGGAUCUGACACUAUCGAGAAUGUCAAGACCAAGAUCCAAGACAAGGAAGGAAUUCCACCUGAUCAACAACGUCUUAUCUUUGCUGGCAAGCAGCUCGAAGACGGCAGAACUUUGUCGGAUUACAACAUUCAAAAGGAAUCCACUCUCCAUCUUGUCCUCCGUCUCCGUGGUGGUAUGCAAAUCUUUGUCAAGACCCUCACUGGUAAGACCAUCACCCUCGAAGUCGAAGGUUCGGACACCAUUGAAAACGUCAAGACCAAGAUUCAAGACAAGGAAGGUAUUCCACCUGAUCAACAACGUCUUAUCUUUGCCGGUAAACAAUUAGAAGACGGCAGAACUCUUUCCGACUACAACAUCCAAAAGGAGUCCACUCUCCAUCUUGUCCUCCGUCUCCGUGGUGGUAUGCAAAUCUUUGUAAAGACCCUCACUGGUAAGACCAUCACUCUUGAAGUUGAGGGAUCUGACACCAUUGAGAAUGUCAAGACCAAGAUUCAAGACAAGGAAGGUAUUCCACCUGAUCAACAACGUCUCAUUUUUGCCGGUAAACAAUUGGAAGACGGCAGAACUUUGUCGGAUUACAACAUUCAAAAGGAAUCCACUCUCCAUCUCGUCCUUCGUCUCCGUGGUGGUAUGCAAAUCUUUGUAAAGACAUUAACUGGUAAGACCAUCACUCUUGAAGUCGAGGGAUCUGACACCAUUGAAAAUGUCAAAACCAAGAUCCAAGACAAGGAAGGUAUUCCACCUGAUCAACAACGUCUUAUCUUUGCUGGAAAGCAGCUCGAAGACGGCAGAACUCUUUCCGACUACAACAUCCAAAAGGAGUCCACUCUCCAUCUCGUCCUCCGUCUCCGUGGUGGUAACUAA
Molecule: messenger RNA, 1146 nt
Organism: Cavenderia fasciculata
Lineage: Eukaryota; Evosea; Eumycetozoa; Acytosteliales; Cavenderiaceae
Gene: ubqA
Product: ubiquitin
Exons: 1
Coding region: 1-1146 (381 amino acids)
Biological process (GO): protein ubiquitination; modification-dependent protein catabolic process
Cellular component (GO): nucleus; cytoplasm
Molecular function (GO): ubiquitin protein ligase binding; protein tag activity
Source: RefSeq, a predicted model, not a curated record